GUUUUCGAGAUUUUCACUUAAUAGGAGGAGUACUGUCUGGGUAAGAAGAGAACAGAGAGACGGGAACACAAUGAAUUUGGAAUCAGUGAAGAAGUUGUUGGAGACAACAGCAUCAUCAGAAUGGGAAGAAAUUUAUGACUUACCAGGUUCAUCAUUCGACCCUUUAAUCAUUCAAGGAAUCAAAGUUGAUCUCGUCGAACCAGGUCGAAUUAUAUGCUCCAUGAAAGUCCCUCCUCGUCUCCUUAACUCUGGUAAUUCUCUAAAUGGUGGAGCAAUGGCAUCCCUUGUUGAUAUAAUUGGUGCUGCUGCAAAGUACACAGCUGGUGCUGAAGCUAGUGGCGUUUCUGUUGGAAUCAACAUUUCUUACCUGGAUUAUGUGUAUCUUGAUGAAGAAAUUGAGAUUGAAGCGAAGGUUGUGCGGGUCAGAGAAACAGUUGGAGUUGCCACAGUAGAGUUAAGGAAGAAAAAAACUGGGAAGAUUGUUGCUCAGGGGCGCCAUACCAUGUACCUUGCUGUCUCUAGUAAACUUUGAGUUCGUGAAAUCCCAUUCAAGGGAAACAAUGUUCAUUUCUCGAGCAUGAAAGAUGAUGUUUCGAGUGAGCAAGUUUUAGUUCGUGCUUCUUCGUUAAUUCGACCCAAUGAUUCCUAAAGUCAAGGCACCUAGUGAAUAGAUAUGGAUAGUGAUAGAUCCAGUAGAUUUUAUUUUUAUUUAUUAAAAUCCCUCUGUCCAUGUUUGAAUAUGGUUUUUCAUACAGUGU
This is a messenger RNA of Papaver somniferum (opium poppy), 758 nucleotides long. Its product is annotated as acyl-coenzyme A thioesterase 13-like. The transcript is spliced from 3 exons. NCBI's taxonomy places the organism in Eukaryota, Viridiplantae, Streptophyta, Magnoliopsida, Ranunculales, Papaveraceae. Gene Ontology annotation, molecular function: fatty acyl-CoA hydrolase activity. The record is from RefSeq and is a predicted model, not a curated record. The coding region runs from base 71 to 532 and encodes 153 amino acids.